UCUACCCUUAUGAGCUGUUCGGUUUUUUUUAUGUUGCUAUGCGUGCUAUCUUCCUCUCGUGACCUCCGAACUUGCAUCUCCAGAUCUGCUUCACCCUCCUCUGCUUCACCUCCCGAGCUAUACACACCUAGCACUGAUCAGUUGAUCUCUACCUCAAUUGAAGCACGAAGAUCUCCACGUUCAAGCACCAAGAUCUUCACCUUUCAAUCUUGCAUCCAGCAUUCCCUGCUCAGAAGCGGUUUCUCCUUGUCACUUCUCGAUCUCCACCAUGUCUACCAGAUUUGAGGUUGCCGUCAUUGGAUCUACUCCCAUCGACUGUCCUUGGCAAAUGAGCUGCCCUUGUUUUAUCAAUUGCUGUUGCUAUUACCAUGGGGAGAAUCCCCUUUAUGAAAAAUUUAGACAAAAAGGGUUGAGGUUUGCAAGGGAAUUAACCUUCAUAUUUAGGGAUGUCCUUGCAAUUGGGGAGACACUAUCUGUGCCAUCUGCUACCCAAACCCAAAUAGAGGAUGAUGAUGAAGAUGUGUACCACCCCACCAUUGACCUUUAAGAAGGAUUCAAUGAUAGUAAAGAGGAGUUAAAUUUAUAUGACACUGCAACACCUAUAGGGGCACUGAUGAGUUGUAAGGCUUAAAUGUCACCACAAAUACCGGUGGAACCAAUGUUAAUAGAAGUCAAGGCAAGAGAAAGAGGGUUGUAGGAGAUGGUGGGAGGAAAAAGCAAAAAGUCUUUGCCUUAAUGAAAAUAGCAGAUGCAAUGAGUGAAAUAGCUAAGGAUAAUAGAGUUAGAAUAGAGACAGUAAACAAGAUUUUGGCAAAUGAUAUAGGAGUUUUUGAGGUUGUAGCUCACCUAAAUGAACUUUCAGAAGUUUUUGGUAAUAAAGAUUUGCAUUGGAGAUGUGUCAAUCUUAUUCUAUAGAAGCCUAUGCGAGAUGCUUAUUGGCAACUUAAAGACCAUUUUGAUCACUUGGUCAAUUGGUUGAAGCACCAAGUCUACCAUCUACCAGAUUUUAUUUCAAAGAAUACAUCAAGAUGAAUUUUUAUCUAGGCUUAUGAUGACUUGACUGGUGUUUUUUUUUUUUUUACUUAAAGACUACUUGUAGUUGCUUUUGGUUGACUUGUACUUCGCUAUGCUUAU
This is a messenger RNA of Prosopis cineraria, 1134 nucleotides long. RefSeq lists its product as uncharacterized. The coding region runs from base 269 to 547 and encodes 92 amino acids. NCBI's taxonomy places the organism in Eukaryota, Viridiplantae, Streptophyta, Magnoliopsida, Fabales, Fabaceae. The record is from RefSeq and is a predicted model, not a curated record. The transcript has 3 exons.